AUGGUGCAGGUUAUUCGAGAGAAGAUAUUGAACCACCUGGGCACUGAGUCGGUGCCGAUUGUCAUCGUCGGCAACAAGAGCGAUCUGCGUCCCGAGCAACGCCAGGUCAGCGCCGAAGAGGGAAAGAAGCUAUCCGAAAGGAUCCAGUGUGGAUGGACCGAGGCGAGCGCGCGUUAUAACGAGAACGUCUCCAAGGCGUUUGAAAUACUGAUCGCACAGAUCGAGAAGGCACAAAAUCCAAACGAGGCCGCGGAAGGCGGCAAAUGCACACUCAUGUAA
Molecule: messenger RNA, 279 nt
Organism: Colletotrichum chrysophilum
Lineage: Eukaryota; Fungi; Ascomycota; Sordariomycetes; Glomerellales; Glomerellaceae
Exons: 2
Coding region: 1-279 (92 amino acids)
Biological process (GO): small GTPase-mediated signal transduction
Cellular component (GO): plasma membrane
Molecular function (GO): GTPase activity; GTP binding; GDP binding
Source: RefSeq, a predicted model, not a curated record